This is a messenger RNA of Fusarium sp. VM40, 1596 nucleotides long. NCBI's taxonomy places the organism in Eukaryota, Fungi, Ascomycota, Sordariomycetes, Hypocreales, Nectriaceae. The record is from the annotation of a GenBank genome assembly.
AUGACUGAACAACCCGUCAUGUUUUCUUACUGCUCGGCUGAAGCCAAAGUGCCAGAGUCCAGUCAACUCCCUCCCGGUAAUCUGAUUACACAGGAUGGGAGGCCAGGCUUUUUGGCCGCCAACAAGAACCUCUUCUGGCCUAACAAUUCGAAGCUUAGGGUUAGGUUUCUCAACGGCACUGCAGUGCAGAAGAAAAAGACCCGGUUCUACGCCGAGAGAUGGGAGAAGUACGCCAACAUUGACUUUCGCUUCAUUGAAGAGGGCGAUGCUGAUAUCAGAAUCGGAUUUCGAUGGAAAGGAGACUGGGGAUCUUGGUCAUAUGUUGGCAAAGAUGCUCAAAAGUUCGCCCUUGGUCAGAAUUCGGCAACGAUGAACUUUGGCGACUUGGAUGAUAACAGCCGCGAGGAAGUGUAUUCUCGGGUUGUCACACACGAGUUCGGCCAUGCAAUCGGCUGUGUUCAUGAGCAUCAGGCCAAUCCCAUUGAAUGGAACGUCCCAGCAGUGAUUGCGGGUUGCAAAGCCCUGUACGGCUGGAACGAAGAAACAACACGAAGUCAAAUCAUCAACAAAGAGGACUUUCGAGCCCUCGUCAAAACAGAUUUUGACCCCAACUCCAUCAUGUGUUACUACUUCCCAGACUCGUGGACCGCCGACAGCAUCGCCGCACCCACAAAUCUCAACCUGUCAUCUACUGAUAAGAGCUUCAUCGCCAAGAUCUACCCUUUCCAGACGCGCAACGAAGGAGAGUUGAGCAUUGAUCCCAGUAUCCGCCCCUGGUAUCCCCCAGUUGCCCUCAACUCCAAGGCCAUCCUAUUUACCCCUCCUUAUCUCGUGGCUCCGCGUGUCACGCUCGGGCUGAAGCUUCUCGAUGUUGGUAAUUCGGGCAAUAUCAGCGUUCGUGCGGCUGCUGCGAAAGUCACCGAGACCGACUUUGCUCUCAGCAUUGACUCUUGGGCUGAUGCGCAGUUGUUCAAUGCGGCUGCGGCAUGGAUUGAAUUCACUGAAUCUGACAGCGACUACCAAGUUGGAGAAUUCAACACGCUCGACAGUCGAAAACUGACCAACUUUCCCGCAACUGACAAAGAUGGAAUCCGUCGAGACACGGAGCACUUUGACUUUCCUGACGGUCAAUAUACUGACGAACCCAACAUCCUCGUCUGGCUGAGCGCAAUCGACCUGGACAAAGGCCACAACUGGAGAGUCAAGGCUCACGCCACCAACAUCACAUCUUCAGGCUUUGACCUCAACAUCGACACGUGGGCUGACACCAUCAUGUUCAGUGCAACAGCCUCUUGGGUGGCAUAUCCAAAGGGCCAUGAGGGUGUUGCAAAUGGCAGGGUCAGUAGCAGUGACCUGCGGGACUGGUAUCCCCCCUCCGCCCUGGAUAGCAAGAAGGUCAAGUUCCCUCCCAAGGUUUUUGACAGAGAACCAAAGGUCUUUCUCGCAAUCAGCGAGUUGGACUUGGACUCCUCAACCAACCUUCGUGUCAAGGUUAGCGCUGACAAGAUUGAUGCGUCUGGGUUUGUUUGGCGUGCUGAGUCGUGGGGUGACAGCAGCAUGUUUAAUGUUGGUGCAGACUGGAUUGCUUUCGGGUAG